This is a messenger RNA of Microbotryum saponariae, 1347 nucleotides long. NCBI's taxonomy places the organism in Eukaryota, Fungi, Basidiomycota, Microbotryomycetes, Microbotryales, Microbotryaceae. The record is from the annotation of a GenBank genome assembly.
AUGACUCGUACCCUCCCUCUUUUUACCCAUUUCGCUGGCAAUUAAGUCCGUUACACUUGAUUUGCUGCGAAGCCUUCCGACCGAAUCCACUCCUCGGUCGCUCUCGGUCGACUGCCGCCGCCCAGCCGACUCGACCUUCCCAUCGGCCUGGUCAGCUAUUUCUUGGAUCGUUUGCCCUCCCUCUUCUUUCCGACCUCGUUGGCUACCAUAGUCCGGUACACUGGACUUGCUGCGAGCCUUGCAACCGCGUAUCCUCCGCGGUUGCCUCUCGGUCGACACCCCUUUCGCUUCUUCGCGCUUUCGCGCACUCUCUCGCUCUCUCCCUCGUCUCUCGCGUGUAGUCAUCGUCAUCCCCUCCGACGUUGCCUGUCACGACAUGUCUACAAGCACCAUGGGGUCCCAUCCAGCAUUGUGUCCGAUCGUGACCCAAAGUUCACGGCCCAUUUCUGGAAGGCGCUGCAACGGAAGGUUGGCACGGAGCUGCGCAUGUCUACAAGCGCUCAUCCACAGACCGACGGAGCAAGCGAGAAUCGGAUCAAGAUGGUGGUGCAGUCCUUGCGUCUUCUCUGCGCCGGAACCCCUGAUAACUGGGCAUCUUGUUUGACAGAAGCAGAGUUCGCCCUCAACUCGGCAACGGCAGGCGCCACGGGGUUCUCCGGUUUCGAGACCACUUACGGAUUUCAACCACGCACUUGGGCUGUUACGGAUGUGCCCCGGGCCGAUGCCUUUGCCGAUAGUCAUUGCCUUCGUCUCCUCGAUGCCACCGAUGCCAUCCUUGGCGCGCGACUCGACCAAUCGAUCCAGGCAAACAAGCAUCGUCGACCGGAUUCCGCUGAGUUUCAAGUGGGCAACAAAGUAUACCUGUCCACUAAAAACUUGGCUUUUCCCCCAGGACAGAGCCGGAAGUUCUUGGCACGCUACAUUGGGCCCUUCACCAUCGUAGCAGCCCAUCCGGCGACGUCAAACUACGACCUGGACCUGCCACCCGAGAUGUCUCGCGUUCUGCCUCGCUUCCAUGCCUCGCUGCUGCGCCCACACUUCCCGAACGAUGACAAGCGCUUCCCCGGUCGUUCAUUCGGGCAGUGUGUGAUCGAGGACGCGGCCGACCCUGCUUCGGACUUUGCGGCAAUCGAUGUUGUGUUGAACAAUCGCUUCCGGAACAACUGUCGCUCGUUUUUAGUGCGCUUUGUGGGCCGUCCGGACGCUGAUGAUGUGUGGAUCGACGAGGCGGUGUUGCGUCUACAAGCCCCUUCAAGACUUGACGAGUACAUCCGGAGGCUGGAUCGGCAAGGGCGCCAAUUGGCCGGCCCAACACCUCGCCGUAGGGUCAAUUCUGGGGGGGGAUAG